ACCAUCUAAGUAACAUAAUGCAUGUGUGGGACGGCAUACAUUCUCUUUGCAAUAAAGCACCUAGCAGGCCUGGUUCUCCAUUGCCUUGCUCCCUGCAUUAGUCAUCUACAUCCAUCCCAAGUGAAUGUGAAAUGCUACUUGAAGAGACUGGUCGCAUUUGACACACACUUUGCACAGGUGCAAAUGGUGAGGCAAGGCAGCAGCAAAUUGGACCUUUUCUUUGCAAUUGAUCUGUGUGCCAGCGAGUAUGUAUCCGUUUCACUUCAGCUGACUGUAAUGAGGCAGUGUGGCUCCCUGCCGCCCCGGAGGCCAGAGUGGGCAGAGCUAGGGAGCUCAGAGCCUGCCCCUCAGAGGGUCAGGCGGCGACCCGGAAGUAUAAAGGCUCGCCCUCAAAGCUCAGUAAGACCCGAACCGCCGGAGAGGCCAGACGCCUCCAGUCUAGCUUGUGACUGGGAAAACUCCACGGCCCAAGGCAGCCGCCAGGACUGGCCGGGCCUGCCCUGCGCUUGCUACUCGGAGGAGGUGCCGGACUUACCCUGUGCUCGCUACCUAGAGGAGUUGCCAGACCUGUCCUGCGCUCGCUACCGGGAGGAGUUGCCGGACCUACCCUGCGCUCGCUACCCAGAGAAGUUGCUGAGCCUGCUGCUCGCCCACUACCCAGAGGAACCUAUGGUGCUGCCCCCCCCCAGAGGACAACACCCUGACCCAGGCAGCUGUACACAUAUUAACAUACUGCUGGCCCCUGUGAUGUAUUCUGAAUAUGAAAUGAAGCGCAAAGCAAGCGAACACUGAAAAGGGUCUGGGAGCCAACUUUCCCAGUGGCACACGGUGAUUUCUCUGGUAGCCAGGACCUCAGCCAUGUGGUGGUUUAGAGAUAUGCGCUGACACCUUGAAUUGCCUCCAGGAGCCUGCAAGAUCUACUCUACAGAGAACUGCUAUCAGGUCCCUUCAGCUAGCAGCGACACAGAAACGGGCAGCUGCAUUCUGCACUAGCUCCAGGGUUGGGAUGGUUUUCAGAGAGCCCAUUGCUAUGUUGCUGUCUGGCGGCUGCCAACAGUCAUGGAAAGGACCACACACGCAGAAGAGAUGGUCACAAGUAAGACCGUGGCGAGCUGGCAGGAAUGAGAGGAGGCCAGUUUAAUGUCAGGGGUGUUUAGGUUAAGUUGACUCCUGCCUUCUCUGGGGUGGAGGGUAGAGGGCAUUUAAAUAUGGUGGUGGGCAGGGGGCUAGGGAGGCAAUGGGGCCAUGUUUUCAGGUGCCUCAGAUUCAGAGGCACUGAAAAUCAGGCUUCUUUAAGGUGUCUCCAGUACAGCAGCCAAAAUCACUGGGCAUUUGAAAAUUGAGGCCAAGGUCAGGCUAGAGGAGAAAUUCUGUCCAGAGUGGCAUCUAUUCCACGGGUCUGGCAGCUGCCAUGGGGUGCUGUGCCAGCUGGACCCAAUUCUGACCCACUUUUGUCGUGUGUGCAUGUGUCUAUUCCUCUUUUCUUUCCCCUCAGCUUGUCAAACUCAGGCCCAGCAAAGCAACAAAUCCAUCUUUUCAGAGAUCAAUUACUGUGUCUGGCUGCAAAGCCUGGAAAUCCAAUUAACUCUAAAAUAAAUAUAAGAAAAUGAAAAAUAUACUGAGGGGAGGGCAUAAAUCACCUCAAAAAUGUUCCAAACAUUAAAAUA
Molecule: messenger RNA, 1667 nt
Organism: Trachemys scripta elegans
Lineage: Eukaryota; Metazoa; Chordata; Testudines; Emydidae
Exons: 2
Coding region: 22-792 (256 amino acids)
Source: RefSeq, a predicted model, not a curated record